Messenger RNA from Trichoplusia ni (cabbage looper), 4413 nucleotides. RefSeq names its product hypoxia up-regulated protein 1. Gene Ontology annotation, cellular component: endoplasmic reticulum chaperone complex. The transcript has 9 exons. Gene Ontology annotation, molecular function: ATP binding; ATP-dependent protein folding chaperone. The record is from RefSeq and is a predicted model, not a curated record. NCBI's taxonomy places the organism in Eukaryota, Metazoa, Arthropoda, Insecta, Lepidoptera, Noctuidae. Gene Ontology annotation, biological process: negative regulation of hypoxia-induced intrinsic apoptotic signaling pathway; cellular response to hypoxia; endoplasmic reticulum unfolded protein response. Bases 150 to 2891 code for a protein of 913 amino acids.
AAGAAGAAAACACGUUAAACUUGACGUGGACUAAAGUAGCUGGCUCACUGUAGCGAAUUAAAAUAUAAAGAUUUUUAAUUAUUCCACACUGUUAUAUGAGUGGUGAUCCUAUAAAAUAAUUAUCCUAAAUGUUAGGGUAUUGAAAGAAAAUGAUUUUAAAUAUUAAAAUGUUCGCGGUGUUGAGUGUGAUACUGUUACCAUUAUUUUUAAGUCAACAAACAGAAGCAGCAGCGGUUAUAUCCAUCGAUUUAGGUUCAGAAUGGAUGAAGAUCGGCAUCGUGUCUCCGGGCGUUCCGAUGGAGAUUGUGUUAAAUAAGGAGUCGAAGAGGAAGACACCAGCUGUCGUGGCGUUCAGGGACGACGUGCGUACAUUCGGCGAAGACGCCGUCAAUGUUGGCGUCCGGUUCCCGAAAAAUUCAUACAAGUAUUUGUUGGAUUUACUUGGAAAGCCGUAUGAUCACCCUAUGGUCCAAGCAUAUAGAGCCCGCUAUCCAUACUUUGAGAUAGUACCCACAGAGCGAGGAACUCCAGUUUUUGUACAUGAUGAGAAGACAAAAUUCUCACCGGAGGAGUUGGUUGCACAGCUUUUAGCUAAGGCUAAAGAUUUUGCUGAAAUAAGCCAUGGACAACCAAUUACCGAGUGUGUUAUCACUGUGCCCGGAUACUUCAACCAAGCUGAGCGUCGUGCGAUGAAGGACGCCGCCGCUCUCGCCGGUUUGAAUGUCUUGCAACUCAUCAAUGACUACACUGGAAUCGCCAUCAACUAUGGCAUAUUUAGGAGGAAGGAAAUCAACGAGACGGCAUGGCACGCCUUGUUCUUCGACAUGGGCGCUGCAUCCACAAAGGCCGCACUUGUCGAGUACAAGACUGUUAAGAUAAAGGACAAGGGCUACGUUGAGACUGUGCCGCAACUGCAAGUGCUGGGCGUUGGCUUUGAUAGGACUUUGGGUGGUCACGAAAUGACACUGCGCCUUCGCGAGCACCUGAUCAAGGCAUGGGAAGCGAACGGUGGCGGUGACGUCAGAGCUUCACCCCGUGCUAUGGCUAAGCUACUGUUAGAGGCUGAGAGACUGAAGAUUAUAUUGUCUGCAAACACUGAGUUCUACGCUCAGAUUGAGAGCUUACUUGAUGAUAAGGACUUUAAACUACUGGUGACCCGCGCCGAGUUCGAGGCGCUGUGCGCGGACCUGUGGCCGCGCGUGUCGGGCGUGGUGCAGCGCGCCAUCGCGGCGGCGGGCGGCGCGGGCUCGGGCGCGCGCCUCGUGCUGGCGGGCGGCGCCUCGCGCGUGCCCGCCGCGCUGGCCGCGCUCACCCACGCCGUGGGCCACGACCCCGCCAGGUCCAUCAACGCGGACGAGGCCGCCACCAUGGGCGCCGUCUACAGGGCGGCAUCUCUGGCAACAGGCUACAAGGUGGCACCCCUAAACGUACGCGACGCUGUUCUCUUACCUAUCCAAGUCACUUUUACACGAAACAUUGACGGCAACGAGAAGCUGAUCAAGAGGACAUUGUUCGGCCCCAUGAAUCCCUACCCACAGAAGAAGGUAAUCACUUUCAAUAAACACACCGACGACUUCGGCUUCCACGUCAACUAUGCUGAGCUAGACCACAUUCCUUCCAAUGAAAUCGCGUUCAUCGGAUCCGUGAACCUUAGCCAAGUUCUGUUGAACGGAGUUGGUGCAGCCUUAGCUAAGCACACUGGCGAAAACAUUGAACACAAGGGAAUCAAGGCGCACUUUAACAUGGACGACUCUGGUCUUCUAAACUUGGUUAAUGUGGAAUUUGUUGCUGAGAAAACUGUAACAGAUGAGGAUGAUGACAAAGACAGCACCUUGUCUAAGAUCGGAAGCACGAUAAGCAAACUCUUUGGAUCAGAUGCUGAAACUCCAGAAAAGGUAGAAGAAAAACCUGAAGAACAACCCCAAGAUGGUGAAGCUAAAAAUGAAACAAAGAAGAUAAAUGAGACGGAAACAGAUAAGCAGAAUGCUACUGAACCCGAGGUCAAACCCAAGCCAAAGAUAGUCGUUCUUAAAGAGCCUGUCAAGUCUGAGGAACAACACAUAAACUUGCAACCUCUUUCACCAGAACAGUUCAAAACUUCCAAAGCGAAGAUAGCAGAGCUGAACUUGGUUGAUAAAAAACGAGUUGAGCGAGAAACUGCGCUUAACAACUUGGAGGCUUACGUCGUAGAUGUACAAAUGAAGUUGGAUAUGGAUGAGUAUGCCGAAUGCGGAACUCAAGAACAGAUCGAUGAGAUAAAGAAACUUUGCACUGAGACAUCCGAAUGGUUAUACGAAGAUGGUUAUGAGGCGGCCACAGACUUGUUUGAGGCUAAGUUAGCUGCCAUCAAGGAUAAAACUAACCCAAUAUUCUACAAUUUUUGGGAACAUAGGGAGAGGCCCGAUGCCAUCGCCGCACUCCGCAACUUGUUAAAUAACUCAAGCGAAUUCCUUAAAGUGGCAAGAAACCUUACAAAGGACUUCAAUCCUGACAAGGAAGUGUUCACUGAUGUCGAAGUAAACGUAUUAGAGAAAAAGAUUGAUGAGACCGGGUCUUGGCUCAAGACAUCUAUCAAGGAGCAAAACGCUUUGAAAAAGAACGAAGAAGUCAAACUAACAGUGGAAAGCAUUAGAGAGAAGUUGUCAAGCUUAGACCGUGAAGUGAAGUAUAUGUUGAACAAGAUGAAAAUAUGGCGACCAAAGAAGCCGGUUAAGAAGGAAGCUGAAAACAAAACUGAAGAGCCUAUUCUUGAGCCAGAAACGGUUGAUGAGGAGGAGAAAGCUGAAGAUACGCAGGAGGAGAAGCCGGCCACAGAAAAAGCUGAGGAAACCGAGACCACUGAACCACCGCUGCAGCUUUCCGAUGGCGAAGACGAACAUUCCGAGUUAUAAUAACCGUGUCAAGUAAUUUAAUGUAUUAGAUUAAUUUAUUUUUUAUUUAAAUGACUUGUUUGUGUGGCUUGUUUGUUUUAAUAUGUGGAUCAGUAAGUUUGAUUAUAUCAAUUUAAUUGUAUAUUUUCGCAUUUAGUUCUUCCAUCCAAUUUGUAUUUAUUUGGGGUACUUUUAAAGUACUUUUAUGUUGUGGGUUGUCAAGCUGUAGUGAUCUCAAAUUAAGAGAAUUUAAUAAUAACCAGUGUUGUGCAGAAAGCGGCGACCUACUUUAAUUUAUUUAUUUGGGUAUAAUUAAGAGACGGGGUGUUAACGGAUUAAAAAAUAACUCGAUUCUUCAUAUGCUAACUAGAAUGAAACAUAACCUAAGUAGUAAUAGAAUUAAUCAUUAUGAAUGGUAGCCUUUCAAUAUGUACUAGAUCCGUAAACUUAUAUAAUAAUUAAUAAUAUAGUAAAUGAAACUCUUCGUUACCGAAAACGAACAAGCCACCGAUAUGAACUUGCUAUAUAAUCUCAAAUCAAACUGUGGCCGCCUUCAUUAUUCCAUACUCACAGAAUUUUUAAUAUUUCUUAUUGUAUUCGUUUUUUUAAAUAUUAUAUUCAUUUUUUUUUUACAAAAGAGCGGCUUCUCUCUAAGUUUAGCAGUGGCCCCAGUAGUAGCGGACGCGAGAGUGUAAUGUAUUUAUAAUCGUACCUAAACUUUAUGUGAUAUAUUAAAGGCUAUAAGUUUGUGUGAGGAUUAUACUGUUUUUCUACUACAGACACAGUGUAAGCACAAAUUGUACCGGAGCAGAUUAAUCUGUUAUCCUUGAAUGAAUUUGUUAUUUUCUAAGUGAUUUGUGUGUUAACGUACGAAUUUAUUCAUCUUAUUAGUUUGAUCCACUGAUAUACGUGAGAUUUCCGAUGUUAGCCUUCCUAGUUAUAUAUUAACUGUGUAGAAUAAAUGUAUGGUGGUGCGGACUAAUAAUUAUAAAAAAAACUUGAUCAUAAUAUGCGACAUCACAACACCCGAAUGCUUGAAAGUAGUUAAUUUUCUGAAACCUAUGUGUCAAAUAAAGGGACCUAAGUAGUUAUUUACAAUACAAACAGAGGCUAGGAAUUACUCUCUUUUCUCAUGACUUAUUCAUGAUUAUGUAGGAUGCGUCCGUACCGUCGCGAGUGCCUGCGAUACACAGAGCAGUAAACUAAUGGAGAUAUGGAAAGGUCUAUAAUGAAUGAAUUUGAAAACAUCUGUCGGAAAACUAAUAAAAGAGCAAUUUUUAUUACGAAAAAUCAAUCGCUGUUCGUAAGUUUGGCUGUACGCGGUCAUUGUUCAACAAUAUCUAUAAAGUAACGCACAUUAAAGUUAUUCCUUUGCAGUAAACGAUGAACACUCCAUUAUUUUACUAGUCUGUAUUACGAACCAAUUUGAUGUGUCCGUAGAAGUGAAACAGUGUGCGGACUCAGGUCUUACACUUGUAUUGUUUUAAGUGAGAUUCGUUAAAUACCCAGUCGCAAAUGGAAAUAAAUUAUACAUGAAUGAACA